This is a messenger RNA of Ostreobium quekettii, 474 nucleotides long. The record is from the annotation of a GenBank genome assembly. Lineage: Eukaryota; Viridiplantae; Chlorophyta; Ulvophyceae; Bryopsidales; Ostreobiaceae.
AUGGUCGCGCACGUCUUCGACGGGCCGCGGUCGGCGAUGAGCAUGCCAGUCGACAGGGGAGGGCCGGAGCCAAGGGAGUGGUGGAAGCGGCGGUCGGGGCCGCCCGCGCGCGUGAGGAGCGCCGCGGAGCUGAAGUGGGAAGCGCUGGAGAGGUCGUGGGACUGCGCUUGGCAAGGCGUGGUCGCAGGCUCCGGCGGGGCCCACGCCACGGACGACGCCGAGAGCUGCUGCUCUGGGCACUGCCGCAGCGACGACGGCAGCGUGGCCUACAGCGUGGCCUCCACGAUGGCCUGGUCCGUGGCCUCCACGGCCUCCGCCUCCUCCAAGCGCAUCAUGAACAAGCUGGUGUCGUGGAUACGGGAGAAGCAGGACGCAAGGAGGGGCAUCGUGUACACGAAGACCGGGCCCUGCAACCUCUUCGAGGACCUGCCCAUCCCACCGUACCCCGAAGACUACGACUGGUGCAUGCACUAG